CAUGGCCUCAGCUCCUUCUGUGACUAGCCUGGCAGAUGAGGUCAACUGCCCUAUCUGCCAAGGCACCCUAAGGGAGCCAGUUACCAUCGACUGUGGCCACAACUUCUGUCGUGGCUGUCUCACUCGCUACUGUGAAAUCCCAGGCCCGGAAUCGGAGGAGUCCCUCAGCUGCCCGCUCUGCAAAGAGCCUUUCCGACCAGGGAGCUUCCGGCCCAACUGGCAGCUGGCCAACGUGGUGGAGAACAUCGAACGCCUUCAGCUGGCAUCCACGCAAGGUCCGGAGGUGGAGGAUGCCUGUCCGGAACACGGCGAGAAAGUCUACUUCUUCUGCGAGGAGGAUGAGGCACAGUUGUGUGUGGUGUGCCGUGAGGCCGGACAGCACAGGGCUCACACCGUGCGCUUCCUGGAGGAUGCUGCAGGUCCCUACAGGGAACAAAUACAGAAGUGUCUUAUGGGUCUAAGGAAAGAGAGAGAGGAGAUUCAAGAAAUCCAAUCAAGGGAAAACAAAAGAAUACAGGUUCUCCUGACUCAGGUGGCCACCAAGAGACAGCAGGUGAUUUCUCAGUUUGCACAUCUGAGUCGGGUCCUAGAGGAACAACAGAGUGUCCUUUUAGCCCAGCUGGAGAGAUUGGAUGGGGAUAUCCUGAAGCAACAGGAAGAGUUUGAUUCCCUGGCCACAGGGGAGAUCUGCCGGUUCAGCAUCCUGAUUGAGGAGCUGGAGGAGAAGAACAAGCGGCCAGCAAGGGGCCUCCUGACAGAUAUCAGAAGCACUCUAAUAAGAUGUGAAACUAGAAAGUGCCGGAAACCCGAGGCUAUCUCCCCAGAGCUGGGCCAGAGGAUCCGGGACUUCUCCCAACAGGCCAUUCCUCUGCAGCAGGAGAUGAAGACGUUCCUGGAAAAACUCUGCUUUGAGUUGGACUAUGAGCCAGCUCAUAUUGCUCUAGACCCCCAGACUUCCCACCCCAAGCUCCUCCUGUCUGAAGAUCACCGGAGGGCUCGGUUUUCCUACAAAUGGCAGAAUUCACCAGAUACUCCGCAGCGUUUUGACCGAGCCACCUGCGUCCUGGCCCAACGUGGCUUUACGGGAGGGAGACACACUUGGGUGGUGAACGUUGACUUGGUCCACGGAGGCAGCUGCACGGUAGGUGUAGUGAGAGAGGACAUCCGACGGAAAGGAGAGCUGCGACUGAGACCGGAGGAAGGCGUCUGGGCCGUGAGACUGGCUUGGGGAUUUGUCUCAGCGCUGGGUUCCUUCCCCACAAGGCUGGCCCUGGAGGAGCAGCCCCGAAAGGUGCAGGUGUGUCUUGACUACGAGGUAGGCUGGGUGACCUUUGUCAACGCUGUCACCCAGGAACACAUCUAUACCUUCACUGCCUCCUUCACACGGGAGAUCUUUCCCUUGUUCGGACUCUGGGGCAGAGGCUCUAGUUUUUCCCUGAGCUGCCGAGGUGCAGUUUCCCUCCUCUGAGUACAAGACUGAAGUCAAGCAUCCUGGGGAGUUGACCCUUGCCUGGAUGACCAGGCACAAAAAUGACCUUUUUAAAACAAUUGCUAGGGCAUUUGUCAGUAAGGGACAAGGUGGUAGGACCUUUAGUCCCAUCAUUGUUCAAGCUUUCCCCAGCGCCCAUCUGGGUAUCUGCGACCUUGGCUGCUUCUGGCUGUACCCACCAUUGUCGUCAAUGGGCACAGACAUAGACGUACAGACGGUGCUGGGUUGUAAACCUAAAGACCUGGGUUCCAGAAGAAGUCCUGUAUCAACCAACCGCAUGAUUUCAAGCAAAACACUCUACUCCUCAUUUGCUUUCUUCUAAAAAUAUUAGUUAAUUUAUUCAUGUCUUCAAGAAACAUUUUGGAGGAGUGGAUAUGAUCAAAAUAGACUGUACACAUGAAUGGAA
This is a messenger RNA of Chionomys nivalis (European snow vole), 1895 nucleotides long. RefSeq names its product tripartite motif containing 10 (gene Trim10). Gene Ontology annotation, molecular function: protein binding; zinc ion binding. The transcript has 7 exons. The coding region runs from base 2 to 1468 and encodes 488 amino acids. The record is from RefSeq and is a predicted model, not a curated record. NCBI's taxonomy places the organism in Eukaryota, Metazoa, Chordata, Mammalia, Rodentia, Cricetidae.